This is a messenger RNA of Fusarium musae, 855 nucleotides long. RefSeq lists its product as uncharacterized. The coding region runs from base 1 to 855 and encodes 284 amino acids. Lineage: Eukaryota; Fungi; Ascomycota; Sordariomycetes; Hypocreales; Nectriaceae. The record is from RefSeq and is a predicted model, not a curated record. The transcript has a single exon.
AUGAAUAAAGUCAUAACCGGCUCCAACGCUCUGGUAGUAGGCGGCACCAGCGGUAUCGGCUACGCAAUCGCCAGCCGUCUGGCAGCAUCAUCCAAUUACCAGUUCUCAUCAAUCACCAUUGUGGGCCGCACAAAACCUCAGGUCAUGCCAGCUGACAAAGUCUCAUUUCGCGCUGUCGACGCAACAUCAAUGCACGCUUUGAAAGAGUUUGCGCAAGAGUUCCGAGAUAAUAGCCAGAACAGUCCUCUCGAUCUUCUCGUGAUGACGCAGGGAAUCAUGUCAUUCGCUGGACGGACGGAAACACCUGAGGGGAUUGACAGGAAGAUGGCGUUGCACUACUACGGCCGUCAGCUCUUGAUUAGAGAGCUCAGGCCCAUUCUUAGCCAGGAUGCGAAAGUACUUCUCGUUUUAGAUGGACUCAACGCUAGUCCGGACAAGCUAAACUGGGAUGAUCUCGACCUCAAGGAAACUUUCAGUCUUGCUCACGCAGCCAACCACUGUAUCACCAUGAAUGACGCAAUGAUACAGUAUCACGCACUUCAAAAUCAAGGCUCCAAACAGUUCUUCGCACACGGAUAUCCGGGAGUUGUAAACACAGCAACACCAAAGAACUCAGCUUGGUAUUUCCGAGCUGUGUCCAAGGUUGCUUCGAAAUUGGUCGGCCUCCAGCCUGAGCAGUGUGCUGAAAGACAACUUGAUGGACUGUACAAAGCGGCGGAUGAGUUGCAGUCCAAAGACACGUCCUGGGCUUGUACCGAUAAUCAUGGAAAGGUGAUUGGAGGGAAGAAGGAGUGGACUGAGGAGGAGAGAGGGAAGAUUGCUGAUCAUACCUGGGCCCUUGUCGAUCGUACAUGA